AUGUGGCAUAAGAAGGAGAAGAAGAACCGUCGUAGUCGCAGCAAGGAGCGCAGCAGUAGCAGCCGCAAGCACAAGAAGGACAAAGACAAGGACAAGGAGAGAGAGAAGGAGAAGGACAAGGAGAGGGACAGAUCCUCUGAGAGAAAGAGCAAAGAUGAGGAGCCCUCCAAGAGUGGCAAACCUUCUAAGGUGAAGCGGGAUUAUGAUGAGGAAGAGAAGGGGUUUAACAGUGAUAAGGAAGAGGGUGAUGCUGGUGGGGAAGAGAAGGGGAAAGGGUAUGAUGCAGAUGCAGACAUACAGAAUGUAGACAUGGACAUGGAUUCCGAUUAAAGAGGUCAAUCCACUUGACUGAUGAGAAAUGAAAGCAUAUCUCAAAGCAUAUUUUUUAGGGUGUAUUUUAGGGAUUAUUCUUGCACAAGUCUGCAAAAUUGAAGGAUGAAAAUUGACUUGUGGUAAAGAAUUACUUUGAGUAGUUAGAACAAUGUCAAUAUAGGAUGGGGUAAAAAAAUAAGCAAAUUUGGUUACAGAUUGAAGUAUGGAGCAAAAAUGAUAAGGCUUUAAUCCUAGUCUUAAUUAAGAAUACAGUGCACAGUAUGCUCACUUCACCUGCAGAGGAUUAGCAUCAAACCAGGGGGGGCAUAUGAAAUGGAUAGUAAUCUUUCACUGAUAGCCAUUUUAAGCUACUGAAAUAGAUCGGAUGGGCAUUUAAUGACCAGCGCAAGUCUCUGACCGUUACCACAGUAACAGUCAGACCAAUGAUUCCUACUAGCUGCAUGUAAUGUGGUGGACUCUAAAAUAUAGAGCUUAGUGAUUGAUAGAGAGCAUAUUUCUAUGAUUGAUUGCAAUGAUUAGUCAUUAAAAUCAAUCCCAUGAUAUAUCACUAAGCUUAUGUUAUAGAGCCCUGAUCUGAUUUUGUUGAAAUAAGAGGAUGAAAUAAAUCUUUAACUGUUAUGUUAUGUUAUGUUAUACCGAGGUUUUUACCUGACUGCUAAGAAAGCACGAAUGCCUGUGAGAAAGCAACCAGGGGACCGACGGCUUAAGGUCAUCUCCGAGGGACCUGGUAAUGAGGAUAAAUGCCUUACCAAAGGGCACUAGCGCACCACUUGGGAAUCGAACCCGGGUCACCGGAAUCCGAAACCCCCGCUCUACCGACUGAGCUAUCGUGCCUCCCUUAACUGCUCUAUCUGUAAAGAAUCAGGUAAAUUAAGAGGAGGCAAGAAAGUGCUUUAUCAGGCAAAAACAUUAGGUUAGGGAUGUAUGCAAUCCAAAAGGUUUUUGAAAUCGUGAUUCGCACAUUUCAUCAGUGAAUUUUGUGAAACUCUCCCUUGUUUUGUACAAGAAUAUAAGAAGUAAAAACUGUAUAUUUUGGUAGUCAUUUUUCUUUUUUGAAAGCAGAGAAACCAAUCAAUUUGUUUUUCCAGCUUUACUGCUUUGUCUAAGUGACAUAAUAAACAUGUAUGUUUCUUAUACCCAUAUUAAGUGGUUUCUGUCUUGUUGGAGGAAAUGCUUGGUCUUUAAUAAUUUCAUCAUUUUCUUUUUGUGAAGCUGUAUAUUUGCGAGGACAAAUUUAUAAUGUGACAUAAAGUGACGAUUUGCAACAUAACCCUAAUUUUCUGAACAAAAUAAAUGUAGUCGGUUUCUCUUUGCUCUUUGAUAAAAAGCAAAUGUGUGAUGCAACUUCUGUUUAAUUAAGUGCGAAAAUGCUGAAAGCCAUUCUAAAUUUUAAGAAUUGAAAGAAGAGUAAUCAUUAAAUAAAAAUCCUGAACCUCAAGUACAUGUUUUGCUCUAUAGACCCUUUUCUAAAUCUUUGUAGUAUUACACCUAGUAAUGAUCUGUGUACUUAUUUUUUAUCCAUGAUGCUCGUUCUAACAAAUGGCAUUUGUUCACCGGUUAUGUUUCCUUAUAAAUAAUAAACUUUUGAGAAAAAAAAUUGUUUAUGUGUGUUAAUUGUUCAAUUUUCUUUCUUUUUCUAAUUGUAAUUAAAUUCACAUAAGUGGCUCAGAAAAAUAAUAUUUUGGGAAUCAAGAAAAUUUUUUUGCUUGUAAAGGAUAAUUUGCUUUGUUAUGAAACUCUGAAUGGGACUUUGAAAAUGUACUCGCUUCAAUGGGCUAUUUAUCAAAUUUUAGGCAAUAAUUAGAGUUGUCAUAUUUUUCCGGUCGUUUAAAAUUAAGCAAUGGUUUGAUUGAAUAGGCAGUGGUUACGGACACCUGUUUUUUAUACAAGUAGUUUAGCUUAGUAUUUCAAAUGCCUUUUGUUACAAGAAUCCUCAUUUAUGACAUUCACUGAACAAUCAUUGAAUAUCCAUUACUAUAUUUCUAGGAUUUUAAAUUAAGAUCUGUAACAGCAGAGGGAAAGACGGAAGAGGGAGAGGAAAUUGCAGGGUUCCCAGCUUUUCAAGAAAACAAAAUUCCCUGAAGAAAUUAAAAAAUUCACUGAUAAUUAUUUAAACACAUUCCCAGUUUUGCAUGUUUUCUAAGUUGUAAAAAAAAACAAAAAAACACCAUAACCAGUAGUUCAAUGGAUUUUGUUUUGAUAUGCUACAAAAUAUAACGAGUCUGAUUGACUACCGUGCUUUCGAGUAAUAGGCCGAUCAAAAUUCCAUGACUUUUCCCUCAUUUGA
This is a messenger RNA of Lytechinus pictus (painted urchin), 2620 nucleotides long. Its product is annotated as U1 small nuclear ribonucleoprotein 70 kDa-like. The record is from RefSeq and is a predicted model, not a curated record. The transcript has 2 exons. Lineage: Eukaryota; Metazoa; Echinodermata; Echinoidea; Temnopleuroida; Toxopneustidae. Bases 1 to 330 code for a protein of 109 amino acids.